UGAUGGAGGCAUUAGCAUCAAUCCUCAAAGAGAAAGUAUGGGAUCCAUACAUGGGACUCGAGGAAAAAACAGAAACCCUUAGUAGUAAGAUUAAAGUGUUGAUUACUCGUAGUAAGGAUGUCAUGGCUGAAACAAAAGAUGCAGAACUCCAUUCAAGUAAGAAACGGAAGACAGAGGUCGACAAUUGGCAGAGCAACGUACAAAAACUAGAGGAUGAGUUUAAAUGCUUUGAGAAAGAAGUAGAACAGAGCUCUAAGUUUUCACGCAUAGGGUUGUCAAAUCGUGCUGAUAAAAUUCAUAAAGAAGUCGAAGAUCUGGUAGACGAAGGUAAUUUUUCUGAGGGGAUUUUGCUCAAUAUAAAUGAAGAAAAAGUGCAGCCUUUAGUGACAACAAACUUUAAAGGCAAAGCAUUUGAGCAGAGUCUAAAGAAGGUGGUAGAGUACUCUUUAAGCGAAGUUUCUAAAAUUGGCAUUUGGGGGAUGGGGGGUGUGGGCAAAACGACCCUUGCCAAGCAUAUCCAUAACUAUCUCCUCAAAGAAUCAAGAUUCUCAGGUCAUGUUUAUUGGGUCACCGUAUCACAAGAUUUUAGCAUUGCCAAAAUGCAAAGAAACAUUGCCAAAACAUUCGGUAUAGAGCUUUCAAGUGAGGAUGACGAAGAGAAGAUGGCAGCCCAAUUGUUCGAGAGAUUGAAGAGGAUUAGAAGCUUUGUGCUCAUAUUGGAUGAUGUAUGGACUCAUUUUGAUGUAAUGAAGGUAGGAAUUCCCUUGGAGAUUGUUGGGGGUAAAAUGAUCAUAACUAGUCGAUCAAGUCAGGUGUGUGACAGGAUUGGCUGCCAAAAGAAAGUGAAAGUACCAACUCUUUUGAUGACUGAAUCUUGGGAAUUAUUUGUGGAAACACUUGGUCACAGUGGAGAUCUCCCAAUGGAAAUAGAAGAAAUAGCAAAAAGAAUGACAAAGAAAUGCGACGGAUUGCCACUGGGGUUAAUUACUAUGGCUGCAAGUAUGAGAGGGGUGAAUGAUGUUUUUGAGUGGAGGGACGCAUUUGAAGAAUUCACAGAAUCUUGUAUGCAAAUGGAGAGCAUGAAUAACGAAGUGUUUUCGGUUCUCCGCUUUAGCUAUAAUCGGUUAAGGGAUUCAAGAUUACAAAAGUGUUUCCUCUAUUGUUGCUUAUUCCCUGAAGACUUCAAAAUUAAGAGAGAUGAAUUGAUUCGCCUUUUUAUUGUUGAAGGAUUGCUAGACAAGAGGAACAGUAGGGGAGCAGAAUUUGAUCAAGGUCAUGCAGUAUUGAACAAAUUGGAAAGGGCGUGCUUAUUAGAAAGUUUUUAUGAAGGAGAAAGAACAUGUGUGAGGAUGCAUGAUUUGGUGAGACAGAUGGCACUGCAUGUUGCAAGAGAUGAAUUUAAGUGGAUGGUGAAAGCGGGAGCACAAUUGCGUGAAAUACCAGGGGAGCAAGAAUGGUCAGAGGACUUGGACAAGGUUUCUUUGAUGGAAAAUGAUAUCAAGGAAAUUUCACAGCCCUUAUCCAAUGUACGUCCUCGGCUUACAACUUUUUCAUUGCGAGGAAAUCGUAGUUUGAGUCAAGUUGUAGAUCCUUUUUUGGUGCAGAUGCCUGGUCUACGUGUUCUGGAUCUAAGCUACACCGCAAUACAACAGCUGCCUAGUUCCGUGACAAAUUUAGCAAGUCUCUCUGCAUUGCUGCUGCGAUGUUGUGAAAAACUUAGAUUUCUGCCGCCGUUGGACAAGCUCAAGAACCUCACUGAAUUGGACCUUUUUCGUGCAAAUAUCAAGGAAGUUCCCCAAGGCUUAGCAAGCUUGGUUAAUUUAAGACUCCUGGACAUGAGACCAAAGGAGAAACCAUUUAACGAACCAGCUGUAGAUAUUUUAGCUAGGCUCUCUAAUCUUCAAUACCUCUCAAUUCCUUUUGCUGUACGAGUAGAAGAUUUAAGGGGGAUGAGACAAUUAGAGGUGUUUGAUGGGGUAUUUGUUGAUGUUGCUAGCUUCAAUGGAUUUGUCAAACAUCGACAGUCUUGCGGGACGCCGAGUUUUUUUGAAAUUACCUUAGGACCAGAACAAUCUUCCAUUUCUAGUUUCAAUUCUCUUCGUUAUGACAAUAAAGUGACUCUAAGGGGCCUAGUUACCACCAGGGACAAUGUGAUUCUUCUACCACUGGACACUAAGAGGUUAGGAAUUGUCCACUGUGAUAUUCUCACCUUGGGCAAUAGCUUGUUAAAUGCUAUUCCAUCUCUGAUUCAGUCCAAAGACUUGAGAGAAAUUAAAAUUGAAAGAUGCAAAGGUAUAGAGUUCUUAAUUAGGUUAUCUAAUUGUAGCUCAAUGGGUGAAAGAAUGAUGGGAAAUCAUGAACUGACGUCUACUUGCAGCCCCUUCUCGAGUCUUGAGAGAUUGACCUUGGCUUCCUUAGAGGAAUUCAGUGGUCUUGUUAAGUUGGAGUUAGGAGAAGCUUUGCCUCCAGUUGGAACCUUUUCCCAUCUCUGCAAGCUUUAUGUUUGGGAGUGUAAUAAAAUGAAGAAGCUAAUCCCUAGGUGGUUGUUGCAAUACCUCAUAAAUCUGACGGAUAUAUUUGUAGACGGCUGCGAGGAAAUGGAAGAGAUAAUGAGUGAGGAUGAAGAAGAACAAGCAAAACAGUUAGCGAGUUCAGCCUCAUCGUCGUCUCCUUUUCCUUCAAAUGAAAGCAGAAGCAUCAAGGAUGAUGAGGUUGUUCUACCAAAGUUACAAAGUGUACAGUUAAAUUGGUUACCAAAACUGAAGAGCAUAUACAAGGGAAGAAUGACUUGUGGUUCUAUUCAACGUAUAACAGUUUGGAAUUGUCAGAAGCUGAAGAGACUUCCAUUAACUCUUCCUCUUCUAAACGGGAAGCCAUCAGCUCCUCCAGCUCUUCAAGCUAUCGAAAUGCUUAAAGAAAAAUGGGAAGCUUUGGAAUGGGACCAUCCUCAGUACAAGAAUGUCCUCCAUCCUUUUUUCAAACCCAUAUGUUUUCAGAAGCAACUUUAA
This is a messenger RNA of Lycium ferocissimum, 3008 nucleotides long. RefSeq names its product probable disease resistance protein At4g27220. Gene Ontology annotation, molecular function: ADP binding; protein binding; ATP hydrolysis activity. The record is from RefSeq and is a predicted model, not a curated record. The transcript has a single exon. The annotation marks the transcript as partial. NCBI's taxonomy places the organism in Eukaryota, Viridiplantae, Streptophyta, Magnoliopsida, Solanales, Solanaceae.